This is a messenger RNA of Brachypodium distachyon (stiff brome), 1204 nucleotides long. Its product is annotated as probable inactive dual specificity protein phosphatase-like At4g18593. The transcript has 4 exons. Gene Ontology annotation, molecular function: protein tyrosine/serine/threonine phosphatase activity. Gene Ontology annotation, biological process: protein dephosphorylation. The record is from RefSeq and is a predicted model, not a curated record. The coding region runs from base 270 to 1001 and encodes 243 amino acids. NCBI's taxonomy places the organism in Eukaryota, Viridiplantae, Streptophyta, Magnoliopsida, Poales, Poaceae.
AACGGAACGGGCAGCGGUCUGCCUCCUCUUCGACCGGAAGCCCCCUCCCCUAGAGAAAACGAAAACCCCUGUCCCUCUGGGCGGCCACGGCGGCGGCGAGACGAGCGAAACGCUAGGCGGAGCCACAGGAAGCAACUUCGUCCAUCAUCAUCCAAGUAUUGAGCUGAAUCCAAUUAGUUUUAAGUAUCCUUGUGGGUUGCCUGUUAACUCUGCAGUGUUGAGCUGAAUCCAAUUAGUUUUUAAGUAUCCUUGUGGAGGCUUCACCAACAAUGCGUGUAAAGCAGAUGGAAACGAAUCAGGCACCAGGAUUUGGCGUUGAACAGAAAUCAGGACCAGACAAUGCUGUUGAAGCUGACAUUAUCCCAGGAAAGCAAGCUGUUGAGGUCCUAGGAUCAGAGGUUAAUCAAAAGUUUGCGGAAAUGUGCUUAGAUACUGCUGUGGAAACUGACAUUAUCUCAGAAGAGCAAGCUGAUCUUGAGGCAAGGUUGGAAAUUAAUCAAAAGUUUGGGGAAAUACGCCUAGGCCCUUGUGUAGAAGCUGGCAGUAACCCAGAAAAUCAAGCUAAUCCUGAGACGAGAUCGUUGGUUGAUCAAAAGCUUGCAGAGAAUGGUCAGGACAUAGUCAUGGAAGCUGAUGUUAACCCAGAAGAGCAAGCUGCUAACGCAGGUGUUAUUUACCGCUGCAAAAAAUGUCGAAGGAUGGUAGCAACACAAGAGUAUGUUGUUACGCACGAAGUAGGCCUAGGCGAGAGAUCCUUCUCAAGGCACAACAGCUACCAUGUGGACGAGAAGGAGCCUGAAUGUACCAGGUGCAUCUUUGUGGAGCCCAUGAAGUGGAUGCAAGCUGUGGAAGAGGGGUACAUUUUGAACAAGCUUUGGUGCAUGGGAUGCAAAACCCGGCUGGGAUCGUUCAACUGGGCAGGGAUGCAGUGCGGCUGCGGAGCCUGGGUGAUCCCGGCUUUCCAGCUGAUCAAGAGCAGGAUUGACGAGUCCCAGAUUUAACCAGCCAAUCAGAUGCAACAGCAUGUUUAGGCAACAGUAGCGGCUAGACUUCUGUAGGCAGUGUAGCUAUGAGACGUGUUUUUAUAUGUACAGAUAAAGUGCUUAUCUGCCAACUUGCAUCCUGGAGCGUCCGAUCGUUGAUGGAGGGUGAAAAAUCACGCGCUGGGUUCCUGGCCAGCAACAUAAGUCUAUUUUGCAAAUAA